AUGAAGAGUACUCUUACAUUCACGCUUCGGCGGGCCAUGUCCACAUUGACAAAGGAAGCGGGAGACAUCAGCUCGGUGUUCCCGUCCCUGUCGGGCAAGAGGCCGGAGCCGUUGGCACCGCGGUUCAGUGACCUGAAGAAGUCGCUUGUCAAGGGCAAUGAAGAUGCGGUGGUGGCUUCGUGGCAGAGAAUUAUGGGGAGUCUGGAGCGGGAGAUUGCCGAGAUCAGAGAACAGGGCAGUGAGGUCAUUCCUAGCAUCGAGUUCGGGCAUGUGGCCGCGGGCACGGUCCCUCAAUCAAAGCUGGACGCGGUUCGACGUCGAGGCACAGCUGUGAUUCGGAAUGUCUUGCCUCGGGAACAGGCGCUCGAUCUCAAACAAAAGGCGAGGGAUUAUAUCGCCGCGAAUCGGCCCAAAGUUAGGGCGUUCCCGGCUGAUGACCCCGCUGUAUAUGAGCUGUACUGGACGCCGUCUCAAGUCCAGGCACGGGCACACCCAAACAUGCUGAAGGCGCAGUCUUUUCUGGCUUCUUUCUGGCACUCGUCGGACCCUUCGUCCGAGAUAUCGACAACCUACCCUCUCUCGUAUGCCGAUCGAUUCCGCAUCCGUCAACCCGGGGAUGCAAAGUUCGCGUUGGGCUGUCAUACAGAUGGCGGAAGUCUUGAGCGCUGGGAGGACCCUGAGUAUUCCCGGGUGUAUCAGGCCAUCUUGGAGGGUCGGUGGGAAGAGUACGAUCCAUUUGAUGCCCGUCACCGCAUCGCAGCAAGAAUGGACUUGUACAACGGUGCGGGGGCUUGCAGCAUGUUCCGCUUGUUCCAGGGCUGGCUUUCGAUGUCUUCAACGGGGCCCGGAGAAGGAACACUGAAAGUUUGUCCAUUGGUUCGGCAUGCAACCUCAUACUUGAUGUUGAGACCCUUUAUCAACUUGGAGACUGGCAAGUUAAACCUGGACGCCACCUUUCCGAACUCAGUACCGGCUGCUUGUCAAGAGUACGAUCCAGUCUCCCAUCCGGGUCUGGAGCUAGAAACAACCAUGGUGAGCAUGCCACAGGUCGAACCGGGUGACUAUGUCGCAUGGCACUGUGACAUGAUCCAUGCUGUCGACAAAGAGCAUCGUGGUACAAGUGACAGUAGCGUCAUGUAUAUUCCUGCAUGCGCCGUCACCAAACCGAAUCUCCAGUUCCUGAAGAGACAACGCUUGAGUGCAUUGAGAUACAGCCCACCUCCUGACUUCCCAGGGGCUGGUGGUAACGGUGAGAUCGGAUUUGAAGGAGCUACUGAUUGGACCCAAGUCAGUGAGGAGGGCAAAAGGGCUAUGGGAUUGGGAAACCGGUGCUGGGAUGUCAGCCCGGCGAUGAGUGAAGGCGAGCAGAAAGUCCUGGAAAGUGGCAACAGAAUCUUGUUUGGAUGA
Cladophialophora yegresii CBS 114405 is the source of this 1407-nucleotide messenger RNA. RefSeq lists its product as uncharacterized. NCBI's taxonomy places the organism in Eukaryota, Fungi, Ascomycota, Eurotiomycetes, Chaetothyriales, Herpotrichiellaceae. The record is from RefSeq and is a predicted model, not a curated record. The coding region runs from base 1 to 1407 and encodes 468 amino acids. The transcript has 2 exons.